Cataglyphis hispanica is the source of this 3967-nucleotide messenger RNA. RefSeq names its product tetratricopeptide repeat protein 17-like. Gene Ontology annotation, biological process: actin filament polymerization. NCBI's taxonomy places the organism in Eukaryota, Metazoa, Arthropoda, Insecta, Hymenoptera, Formicidae. Gene Ontology annotation, molecular function: protein binding. The record is from RefSeq and is a predicted model, not a curated record. Bases 182 to 3622 code for a protein of 1146 amino acids. The transcript has 16 exons. Gene Ontology annotation, cellular component: actin cytoskeleton; cytoplasm.
AUGAUAGCCGAUUGUCGAUUAGUCAGCUGGCGUCUCAGGUCUCAGCCUCUCAGCUGACUCUUUUGUUGUUGACGGUCACUGAUGCCGCGUUAUAUUAUGUUGCGAGUUGCGAGUCAUUCUUCAAAGACAAAUACAUGACGUAAUAUAAUAACUUUGAUAUGUUUACUACGAAUCUCAAUAUAUGCAAAAACGCACUCGUUUUCGCAGUUAUGAUCUUCGUUGUAACGUUUUUCUCGUCGAAAACACAAAAUCGGAAAAUCUGAAAAGGAUUCAGUCAUAUGAGGUUAUAUCGCGAAAAAUGAUACGGAACAGUGUAUCUUGCAAAAUUAUUACUAUAUUUGCGGUAAUACUCGAAAUUUCGGCUACCAGGCAUUGGUAUGUCACUGAAAAUGGAAAAAUUCAGCCGCAGCAUGAUAGUGUUUUUGAUAUGCGUCGGCCCUACGACCUUCUGGCGUUUUUGGAACAGGAAAAACGCAGAGAAACAGCCAAUGCUAUAUAUAAGAAAAUUUCAAGGAAGGAAGUGUCCAUAGAUAAUCAAUUUGUUAGUUUAGGCAUGGCUGAUACAGAAAAUUCUAAUUCGGAUUGUUUUUUAUGGGACAAAUCAUUGGCUAAUGUCAAUAUACAUGCUAGUAUAAUAAUCGAUUACACACUUAGAGAUGGGAUAGACCAAAAUGAUUAUAUGUUAUAUAAUGUAGUGGCUAAUGAUAAACAAACAAUUCCAGACUGUCAAAACACAUUUCCAUUAGAUUUUAAUAUCUAUACAUUCGAACAUCUUAAAGCAAUGCAGAAUCGAAAGAAUCUUACCCAAUACGAAGAACUUGAAUUAAUGAAGUAUCUACCACCGAGUACUGAUCUCAAUGAAUUUGGUCAUCAACUCGCCUAUAGCUUAUCUCGCAAUAAGACUUCCUGGGUAUAUUUGAAUCUAGCAUCAAUUUAUUGGCGGAUUAAAGGAAAUGCUCACAAUGCUUUAGAGUGCAGUCGUAGAGCUAUUGUUUGCGCUCCAAGGCAAUAUCGCGAUAUUCCUCUUCUGACUACUGCCGGCAUUUUGCACGCUGCGAAAUAUUCUGGCGAAGCCGCGAUUAUUUUACACGCAGCGAUAGAUCAUAAUCCGAUAGAGAGCUACCAUCAUCUAGCGUUGGGCCAUAUUUAUACGUCUCUCGGUGAUUUCGAACGAUCUACAGCGUGCUAUGAUAACUGUUUGAAAUUAGCGCCUGAAACGAGAGAGGCUGAACAGAUGAAAUACGCUAUAUUAUGCCAUAAUUUAUUGGAAACGUCUUUAUUAUUAUUUGAUCACCGCUUGCAGAAUGUACUGUCAGAAAUACACGCAUAUCAUGAUUGGAAGGAAGAAUGGUUCAAGCUUUACGAGCAUAUGUUAUGGGAGCAAAAUAUUAAAUCCACCACCAGGGAAAUUAAACUCGCUUUAGCGCGAGAGCAGAAUCUACAUGUCCUCGCGAUAAAUCCAGUCGAAAAGUCAAUUCAUAAUAUUGAUAAUAACAUUGUAUUGUCUUACAUGGAUUUGGGAGAUAGGAUAAAACUAGCUGAGAACAUGCUGCAAAAUGUUCAUGGUAGUCUACAUUUGUUAAAAAAUCUGCAAAAUCAAGUAAAAGAACGCAGUAAUCAUAUCACAAAAGACAUGACAACAGAAAUAAGUGUGGAAUAUGAUCAUAUGUUUGUAUCACCAACAAAAUAUCCAAAGUAUCACAAUGUAGAAAUCAAGAAAGGAAAUGAGGCUUUUGAAGCUGAUUAUUGGCCAAAGAUUUCUGAUUGCGAUGGUUCCAUGCUAACGUUUGGAGAUGGAAAACAAUACCUACCUAUUUAUUUGUCGCCUGAAAACAAAGGAUAUGCAAUACAUUUGUUUGUAAACGAAUUGAUUGAUAUUGAAUCAUGGAAGAAGCAUCCAUUACCAUGGCAUCCACCAAUAUGUCAAGCACCUAAAUCAUUUAAUAAAAAAUAUAUUACACAUACGCUGCUAGAUGCGACUGUGCAGCAACAUUCGUCGGACGCUUCUCUGAAACCAUUUUUACAAAAUUUAGUUCCAACUGCGGACUUUGCGGAAAUUGGUCAAAGAAUUUUAACAGCAACAAAGGCGAAAGUAGCAGCAUCAUGGGUAUUGUCAAUACUUGCAUCUCUAUAUUGGAGAAUAGUUGGGAAACCUCGUUUAGCCUUGGAUUGUCUUCAGUUAGCAUUAGAUGAUGUUCCUAAAGAAUUCAAGGAUGUACCUUUUGUUAGUAUAGCUUCAAUCUAUCACAAAGUGGGCUUAAUUGAUGAUGCUGUAAGAAUUACAAAUGAAGCUUUGGAAAUUAACACUGUAGAGCCAAUGACUAAUUUUUUACUUGGUAUAUUAUUGAAUAUAAAAGGAAAUUAUACAGGAGCUAUACAUUACUUGAAACAGUCGUUAAGAGUGGAUUCAAACUUAUAUGAUGGUAGGGCCUUAAUGUUAUUGAAGACAUUGACCUGUCGUGAAAAAUUUAAUGCUGUUACAGGUAAUCAAGCAAGCUGUGAGAAAGGAAUUAAUUCACCAAAACAUUUUAUGAACCUGCCUUCUGUAUUACUUACUAAAUACAAUUUGCAAGCAAGUGAUACACUUUUGCGCAAACAACAAGCCAAGAACUGUAAACAUAUUAAAUAUGCUUCAACAAAGACUGAAGAAAUAGGGACAUAUUGCUGGAAUAAUCACAAAAUUGAAUUAGUAGAUGUAUCGUAUUAUAAUAAAAAAGAAAAUAUGCGUCAAGAUCUUAUAUCUUCAUUAUUGCUUCCCAAUAGCGCAACUAAACUACAUGAACCACAUAUAGAUAUGAGCCGAAUUUCAGACGAUAACAUGCGAUUACACUCAUAUACCGAUUGGACAUUUGGUAAAAUGUCUGACAAUCAAAAAGAAUCGUAUUACCCAAAUAAGGAUGAAUGUGAUGAGCUUAAAUAUGAGGAUUGGGCUGCUUCUCUAUUUGUAUUUCAUGAAUUUAUACGACGAAAUAUGACCGUCGAAAAUGAGAUUAAAUCAUUGGACGAUGAUAUUCCGAUUUUACAACCGAUAUGCGACAAAGGUAAUUCUGAAAUGAAUCGUGUAACCGAAAUGGUGCAAUUUUCGCAGUCACUACAAGACAAAACUGAACUCGAUAUGGCCGAAUGGCUAAUGAUGAUAACUGGAACGCAGAGUGACACUUUGCAAGGACUCGGAACCAAAAUUGCAUUUGCAUUGCAAAAGCAUUGUGCUUCUUGGACUUUGGCGAUAGCUGCAUCAUUUUAUUGGCGCACGGCAGGUGAUAGUCGCAAAGCAUUGGAUUGUAUAUGGCAAAGCCUAGAAAACACUCCAAAAGAUAUGCAAGAUAUACUUCUCGUAAAUCUGGCCUCUUUCCUCAAUUCGCAGAAUUAUUUCUACGAGGCCCUCGAAGUCACUCAGAUAGCACUUUCAAUUGGUCCGGAUUUUAUAAUAAAUCAUUAUGUUCUCGCUAAUCUUUAUGCUGCUUUGGGUGAUUUUGAGACUGCUGCAAGUUUUUACAAGUCCUCCCUUGAGCUCGAUCCAAAUUUCGAACCUGCAAUUACGAGGUUGCGAGUGAUAUUAUGUUUCUUGUUAUUUGAAGACAAAAGAUCCGCGAUGGAUGAAAUACUGCGCAAUAUUUUGUAAAAUCGUCUUCUGCAAAAAACAUUAAUGCAAAGAAAUUAGACGAAUUGUUAAAAGUGCCUUUUUACAUUAUCAAUAUGGAACAUAGGAAACAAUACAAAACAAUACAAGACAAUUGCUUUUGUCUUGUCAUAGAUUAUGUGUAACUAUAGACUAUUAUGUUUAACAUUCUAAUUUAAGAUUAAAGAUAUAAUAAUGUUUUUAACAGACACGUUAAAUUAUUUAAAAAAUUUAAAGUUGAAUAAUAUAAAUUUCCAAUGAAUCUCUUUGAAUGAAUCAUUGGACUUCACACAACGUGCACACAAUGUCAUGUAUAUUUUGGUGUAUAGAAUAAAAAACAACGAACAA